AUGGAAGCAAUCAGUAUGUUCAUAUUGGCAGUUUUGAUGCUGGAGCUCCAAAGGAUCCCUGUCUCAGUUUGCAGUGAUCCAUGCUCCAAAGGCUACAGAAGAGCUGCAAUUCAGGGGCAGAAGAUCUGCUGCUUUGAUUGCCUGCCAUGUUCUGAAGGAGAGAUUCUCAACCCAAAAGAUGACACUGAAUGUCUCAAGUGCCCAGCAGACAAAUGGCCUGAUAGCAGAAAAGAAGAGUGUCUUCCAAAGCUCAUUCAGUUCCUUUCUUAUGAAGAGACACUGGGCUCCGCUUUAGCUUGUAUUUCAGUCUUGUUUUGUCUCCUCACAUUUUCAGUGUUCUGCCUGUUUAUAAUCAAAAGAAAUACCCCCAUAGUGAAGGCAAAUAACAGAGAUCUCAGUUACCUACUUCUCAUCUCCCUCAUGUUUGGCUUCAUGUGUUCCUUGGCAUUCAUUGGCAGACCCAACCGGAUAAUGUGCAUGAUACGCCAGGUCAUGUUUGCUGUCAUUUUUUCACUUUGCGUUUCUACCAUACUAGCAAAGACUAUCACUGUCAUAAUGAUAUUUAGUGCUACAAAUCCAAACAGUAAACUCAAGACAUUGGUAGGAUUCAGAAUUCCUAUCUAUAUUGUCCCUGUAUGCGCAAUGGUCCAGAUAAUUCUGUGCAUUGUUUGGUUGGCUCAAGCAGCUCCAUUUGCAGAGUCCAAUAUGGCAGCAGAAAUAGGAAUAAUAGUGAUUGAGUGCAAUGAGGGGUCCAGGGUGUUAUUUGCUUGUGUCUUGGGGUACAUGGGUCUCUUAGCUUCCAUUAGUUUAUUUGUUGCCUUUCUGGCUAGGAAGCUCCCUGACACAUUUAAUGAGACCAAGUUCAUUACAUUCAGUAUGUUGGUAUUUGCCAGUGUUUGGGUGACAUUUAUACCUGCUUAUCUCAGUACCAUGGGGAAACAGACAGUGGCAGUAGAAAUCUUUGCCAUUCUCUCUUCAAGUGCCGGGCUUCUUGUUUGCAUUUUUUUCCCAAAAUGCUAUAUAAUAUUACUGCACCCAGAAAUGAACAGUAGAGAAUAUAUUACAAGGAGAAAUGGUAAGAAUCAGGAGAUAUGAU
Molecule: messenger RNA, 1096 nt
Organism: Xenopus tropicalis (tropical clawed frog)
Lineage: Eukaryota; Metazoa; Chordata; Amphibia; Anura; Pipidae
Product: vomeronasal type-2 receptor 26
Exons: 3
Coding region: 1-1095 (364 amino acids)
Biological process (GO): G protein-coupled receptor signaling pathway
Cellular component (GO): plasma membrane; membrane
Molecular function (GO): G protein-coupled receptor activity
Source: RefSeq, a predicted model, not a curated record